Mytilus trossulus (common blue mussel) is the source of this 3175-nucleotide messenger RNA. Its product is annotated as transmembrane 9 superfamily member 3-like. The coding region runs from base 147 to 1895 and encodes 582 amino acids. The record is from RefSeq and is a predicted model, not a curated record. Gene Ontology annotation, cellular component: membrane. Gene Ontology annotation, biological process: protein localization to membrane. Lineage: Eukaryota; Metazoa; Mollusca; Bivalvia; Mytilida; Mytilidae. The transcript is spliced from 16 exons.
AACGCGACAAAAAUCAGGAAGUAGUUUCCCCUGAUUUGACGUGGCUAUGGUGGCCGCCAUUUUAAGCGAUAAGCAGUCGAUACCGGCUUUUAAUCCAAGAAUAUCUUCGUAAUUAAAGGCCAUCGUGAUAAAAGUUAAACAUCAAUAUGUUAAAGAGGAUCAUUUCACUGCUCCUGAUUUCUCUUAAUUGUUUUAAUGGAGUCAUAGGGGAUGAACAUAAUCAUAUGUAUGAUGAAAGUGAAGAGGUUGUAUUAUGGAUGAAUACAGUUGGCCCAUACCACAAUCGACAAGAGACGUACUCAUAUUUCUCUUUACCAUUUUGUGCUGGUAACAAGGAGAGUAUUGGUCACUACCAUGAAACACUGGGUGAAGCUUUACAAGGUACAGAACUGGAAUUCAGUGGACUGGACAUCGACUACAAAGGUGAUGUGAAUAGAGUUAAGUAUUGUGAAGUAACAUUGACUGAAGAGAAGUAUCAAGCCUUUGUAUAUGCUGUCAAGAAUCAUUACUGGUACCAGAUGUACAUUGAUGAUUUACCUAUAUGGGGUAUUGUGGGUGAGAUAGAUGAAAAAGGUGAUGGCUAUUAUCUCUGGACCACAAAGAAGUUUGAUAUUGGUUACAAUGACAAGCAGAUUGUGGACGUUAACCUGACCAGUGAGGAAAAGGUCAAACUAGAACCUGGUGCAGUUAUAGCAUUCAAAUAUGAGGUGAAAUGGUCGCCAUCAACCAUCAAAUAUGAGAAGAGAUUUGAUAAAUAUUUGGAUCCAAACUUUUUCCAACAUAGGAUUCACUGGUUCAGUAUUUUUAAUUCGUUUAUGAUGGUUAUAUUCUUGGUUGGUCUUGUGAGCAUGAUCUUAAUGAGGACAUUGAGGAAAGAUUACGCCAGAUAUAGCAAAGAAGAUGACCUAGACGACAUGGAGAAGGACUUAGGAGAUGAGUAUGGUUGGAAACAGGUACAUGGAGAUGUAUUCAGACCAACAUCAUCAUCCAUGUUAUUCUCAGCACUUGUUGGCUCUGGUUAUCAUAUUGCAGUUGUCUCCCUUUGUGUCAUCAUAUUUGCCAUACUUGGAGAUUUAUAUACAGAGAGAGGUUCUUUAUUAAGUACUGCCAUAUUUGUGUAUGCUGCAACCUCACCAGUGAACGGAUACUUUGGUGGUAGUCUGUAUGCUAAGAUGGGAGGGAAAGUAUGGAUAAGACAGAUGCUAUUAAGUGCCUCCUUGUUGCCAGCUUGUGUUUGUGGAACAGCAUUCUUUAUCAAUUUUAUAGCCAUAUAUUAUCAUGCUUCAAGAGCCAUACCUUUUGGUACAAUGGUUGCUGUAACAUGUAUAUGUAUAUUUGUGAUAUUACCAUUGACAUUAGUGGGCACAGUUCUAGGGAGAAAUUUGGCAGGCCAGCCUAAUUAUCCUUGUAGGAUUAAUGCUGUACCAAGACCUAUUCCUGAAAAGAAGUGGUUCAUGGAGCCAACUGUGAUUACUGUAUUAGGAGGAAUUUUACCAUUUGGCUCAAUUUUCAUUGAAAUGUACUUUAUUUUUACAUCAUUCUGGGCCUACAAGAUAUAUUAUGUAUAUGGUUUUAUGUUGCUGGUCUUCCUGAUUCUAAUGGUGGUUACUGUGUGUGUUACAAUUGUUUGUACCUAUUUCUUACUAAAUGCUGAAGAUUAUAGAUGGCAGUGGACAAGUUUCCUUGCUGCAGCAUCAACAGCAGGAUAUGUGUAUCUCUAUUCCUUUUAUUACUUUUUCUUUAAAACAAAAAUGUAUGGCUUGUUUCAAACAACCUUUUAUUUUGGAUAUAUGGCCCUAUUUAGUAUGGCCUUAGGCAUUAUGUGUGGCACGUUUGGGUACAUAGGAACAAGUGUAUUUGUGAGGAAAAUCUAUUCCACUGUGAAAAUAGACUAAGUAAUAAUUAGAUAUAUGCUACAGCUGAGAAUGCAUAUAGACUAAGUAAUAAUUAGAUAUAUGCUACAGCUGAAAAGGCAUACUGGCUGUGAUGUGUGGGACUAUAUAUAUAUACCAUGUGAUGGGAUAACAGAAAGUGCUGGUCCAGAAGGUCUUAUUUAUGUUAUUUAUGUAUUACUACAACAGCACCAUAUCAAACAGUCAUGACACUAAAAUAGUACAGGGUGCUUAAUUAAAUUUGAAAAUAAGUAGAUAUGGUAGAAUUAUGACCGUAAAGCAUUGAAACAUCUCAAUUUGAAGAUCUGAAUAUCAGUUUUGGUCCCUAGCAUUUAACACUGUUUUAACAUUGAUUGAAAGAGAGCAACAUUACAAUAAAGUUAAUUUAAAUUAUGAAAAUUGAAGUUAAAUCUUCUAAAAAAUGUAAUUUUAAUUUUUGAGAAAGGCUUUUAGAAAAAGGAUUUCCCCAGGUUAUUUAAAAGUCAUUUAAUGCUUUCUUUAUAAUUAAAAAAAUAUAUAUUGAGAUGUUAGAAGUUUAUUGAGUAGUAGUACAAAGUGAUGGAAGAUCUAUUCUAGUCCUUAUUAGUAAAAAAAAACAUGGAUUAAAAAGUAAAAUUCAAACUUUGUUUGUUCAUAUCACAUCAUUACAAUGUAUUGCUGAUAAAAUGUGCUUACAUUCUAUUUGUUGUACAGUUUAUUGAAAGAGGAUUAUUUUUUUUUCUAUAUCUGAAUGUUUUGAAAGGAUGUUUGGAAUUUUUAUAAAAUAAAUUCAUAAAAUGUAUAAUUUAUUAUGGUGUUUCAUGUGUAGUGAGGUUUCAUAGUGAGUAUAAAAUCAUGUUGCUUUUUUAAAUCCAGAAUGAUUGAUACUUUAAUUGUUACAGCAUUCAUUGUUACUGAGAAAAUAAUUUAAAGUUGUGAUUGUAUCUUGUUAAAAACAAAUUUGUAAUGUGACAUUUUUAAUACUUAUAAUUUAUACUGUAGUGAUAUGUUUUUUCAUAUUAUAUGUUGAUUUUGCGUAUUGGCAGGGUGUAUUAUGGUAUACUUCUGUCUGUACAUACAUACUUUGUAAAAUACAUCGGACAUUUAUGUUACAAUCUUAAAAAAUAUCUUAUUUGUUGUUUAAAAAGACUUGAGGGACCUUCAUUAUAAAAAAGAAUGCAAGAAAGUCUCUUUACUUGCAUCAUUUUUCAAAUUAAGGGUCUUGACUUGUUGGAAAUAAAGCCCAUUCUUUAGUUUGAUGAUGUUCUGAUUUUCUCUGAAGUAAUGGGACUUUCCCCUGAUAA